AUGCAACCAAGCCCUUCUGCAGCUACGGCAACCACAGUCUCGAUACCCAGCCCCGACGACUCUGGUUAUUCUGUGCAAGACCUGUUCCCGUUGGUCGGACAAACAAAACCUGCUGCUUCUAGUCAAGAUGGCAUUAUUGAUCUCCUUGGUGCUCCAUCGUCACAGUUCCCGAAUCCGUUCGAUGAAAGUAAAACGACGGAAUGGGACCUUUUGCUCUCGCAGUGUGAUAUACAACAAAGUAGCGAUCUCAUUUAA
Molecule: messenger RNA, 255 nt
Organism: Cooperia oncophora
Lineage: Eukaryota; Metazoa; Nematoda; Chromadorea; Rhabditida; Trichostrongylidae
Source: the annotation of a GenBank genome assembly